UCAUGGCGCUACCAACAGUGGUCCUUCGGUGUCCCUGUCCGUCCUCAGCCUGUUCUAUGGUUUGGCUGCGCCUCCAAAAACUACGGGAAACGAGGGCUUUUCUUCUGAGUCGACACUAUGAGACGACCAAUGGCGGAGAUGCAAACACGACAGCUUCUUCUUCUUCUUCUUCUAGUCGACCCUAUGAGUAUGAGACGAGCGGCCCGAAAAAUAGAAGGAGAGCCACUUCCUCCUGUGAGGAUUACACGAGAGACAUCUCAAGCGGAAGUGGUUAUCCUUCUCCCUCUAGAGCAGUAAGAAGUCACGAUACUUCUAGGAGUAGUUCACUUGAUGCUUCUGCUGAGGACGGGGACAACAUACAUCAUCCUGAGUUGAGCCUAAUGCUGAAACAAAAAGCAGAAGCAGCAUCCUCUGGUUCGGGGAACAACAGCGGGAAUCAUAUGCUGUUGAAAGGACCAAACUGGCAUAAUAUGCUGACAUCAAGAACGAGACUUGGAGGACUGCUGGGAACCUUAGGUUCAACAGGAGACUCUAGCAGUGAGAAUAUUCAUCUUCGAGUACCUACUAAUAAUUAUCGUGCUUCUCAAGGUCAAGAUGGUCGUGUACAAGACCCUGGUCGUGUUGUACCAAAUGACAGGCAGAAGCAGCAGAUGAGUGAAAGCAUAGAACAAGAAUUAGGAACACCUUCGGAAAAGCAAAAGGAGGACCUCACGAAUCGGAUUACGGUAGAAGUUUGCGGAGAAAAAGUUGACAUGAUAUCUUCUGGUCGCACACAUAAAAAUGGUAGUUCUUCGGAAGAUUUGAUUUGCAUGCGAACCUCCGAGAUGCUUGACAUGGCUGAAGAAGCAGCCCAAAAAUGGAAACCGGUCAUAGAAAAACUCCAGACUCGUACUUAUAAUGAGUGA
This is a messenger RNA of Amoebophrya sp. A25, 905 nucleotides long. NCBI's taxonomy places the organism in Eukaryota, Dinophyceae, Syndiniales, Amoebophryaceae. The record is from the annotation of a GenBank genome assembly.